Molecule: messenger RNA, 959 nt
Organism: Cicer arietinum (chickpea)
Lineage: Eukaryota; Viridiplantae; Streptophyta; Magnoliopsida; Fabales; Fabaceae
Source: RefSeq, a predicted model, not a curated record
GAUUGAAAUUUGUAGAUAAGUGAACUUUACCAAAUUAUAAUAGCACAUCUAAAGUAUUUAAAAUUUCCCUGAGAAGUCACAAGUCAGAAGUCACAAACCCAUUCUCAGAUCUCAAAGAAAGGGAGAUAGAGUUGUUGUUGAAUUCCAAUCAAUGUCUUCAUCUUGUUCUUCAGACGAAGGUUACGCGAUCGAACUUUACUUCGAUCCAGCACUCGAAAAUCAAGUUCUUAAAGCAUGGAACGUUCUCGCUCGUAGACAAAUCAGUACUGAGUUAAUCGAAAUCGGAUCACGACCACACAUCACACUCUUCUCUACACCUUUCCUUCUAGAACCUUCUAAACUCGAUUCUCUUCUCAAAUCUAUUUCUUCUAAAUUUGAACCUUUCUCUCUCUCUUUCUCUUCAAUCUCUUCUUUUACCAAUGAUAAUAAUCUUCUCUUUCUCUCUCCUACUCCUUCUAUCUCUCUCCUCAAUUUUCAUUCCACUCUCCUUGAUGCUAUCGCUAAUGAAGGAAUUGAAGUUCCGAUUCAAUUUUCCACCGGUAACUGGAUACCUCUUUGUUCGGUUGCUCCUCAUGUUCCUAAAGUCAGAAUGUCUGAAGCUUUUUCGUUACUUCGAGAACUUAAAUUGCCGGUUACAGGUUAUGCUGUUGAUGUUGCUCUUGUGCAAUUCUCUCCGGUUCGUGAGAUUUUCUCCUUUCUGCUUGGUAACAAUAAUGCUAUAGAGCCUUGAUUUUUUUUACUUUUUUUUAUUUCACUAUUUUUAUUAGUAGCUUAAUUUUUAUGUAUGUUCUGUUAGUUUGUUGUAAUAAGAAUUAAUUAAUUAUCUUUUUUUUUUUAUUGAUGAUGCUAAUUGAGUUAUUCUUAAUUUAGAACUUUUUUUGGUGGAAUUGUUUAUCAAUUAUGAUGAUGAUUAGUUUUGGAAAGUUUGGGGCUAUGUAGUAUCGAUGCUUCAAAUUGAA